This is a messenger RNA of Sapajus apella (tufted capuchin), 5390 nucleotides long. RefSeq names its product euchromatic histone lysine methyltransferase 1 (gene EHMT1). Bases 73 to 4287 code for a protein of 1404 amino acids. Lineage: Eukaryota; Metazoa; Chordata; Mammalia; Primates; Cebidae. Gene Ontology annotation, cellular component: nucleus. The transcript is spliced from 26 exons. Gene Ontology annotation, molecular function: histone H3K9 methyltransferase activity; zinc ion binding; p53 binding. The record is from RefSeq and is a predicted model, not a curated record.
GCAGUUCCGGCGAGAGGGGAGCCUCAGCAGGAUUGCUGUGUGAAGACCGAGCUGCUGGGAGAAGAAACACCUAUGGCUGCCGAUGAAGGCUCCACAGAGAAACAGGCAGGAGAGGCCCACAUGGCUGCUGACGGUGAGACCAAUGGGUCUUGUGAAAACAGCGACGCUGGCAGUCAUGCAAAUGCUGCAAAACACACUCAGGAGAGCGCAAGGGUCAACCCCCAGGAUGGCACCAGCACACUAACCCGGAUAGCGGAAAAUGGGCUUUCAGAAAGAGACUCGGAAGCGGGGAAGCAAAACCACGUCACCACCGACGACUUUGUGCAGACUUCUAUUGUUGGCAGCAAUGGAUACAUCUUAAAUAAGCCGGCCCUGCAGGUGCAGCCCUUGAGGACUACCAACACUCUGGCCUCUUCACUGCCCGGCCAUGCUGCAAAAACCCUUCCUGGAGGGGCUGGCAAAGGCAGGACUCCAAGCGCUUUUCCCCAGACGCCAGCUGCCCCACCAGCCACCCUUGGCGAGGGGAGUGCUGACACAGAGGACAGGAAGCCCCCAGCCCCUGGCACCGACGUAAAGGUCCACAGGGCACGCAAGACCAUGCCGAAGUCCGUCGUGGGCCUGCAUGCAGCCAGUAAAGACCCCAGAGAAGUUCGAGAAGCUAGAGAUCAUAAGGAACCAAAAGAGGAGACCAACAAAAACAUUUCUGACUUUGGACGACAGCAGCUUUUACCCCCCUUCCCAUCCCUUCAUCCGUCGCUACCUCAGAACCAAUGCUACAUGGCCACCACAAAGUCACAGACAGGUAAAAGGGAGACCCAGCAACUGUCUUUGCUCUUUGAAUGUGUGUUUCGGCCCUGCUCCUUGCCAGGUGAGAGUUGUGUGUGGCUCUGCUCUGCCGCCAGCCACUCGCUCCGGGCAGGCUCCUCACUCUCCUGGGCUAGCAGCUUCUAUGUGCAGUUCGGGGAGUGGAUGGACGUUUGCUUCCUUACCGAGGACCUUUUAUGGGAGGUGCUGGGUGGGCACCGGCAUCUCAGCGGCUCUUUGGCCCAGAGACAAGCCCUGGCUGUGGAGUCGACGUGGUACCUCUUUCUACGCGUGGCCUGCCUUUUUUACCUGAAACAACUGACUAGAAACACACUCGUCUGUGGCCCACGUCUGCCUGGACGUUCACGGGAAGGAGGCGUGGGCAGCUUAGCCAUGGUGGCUCCGGGGUUGGACUGGGAUCGUGGAUUGGUCUCUGUUUUCUGUUUGGGUUCCUGCUUCGACUGUGUGGCUGAUCAGAUGGACGGGGAGUCUGAGGAGGAGCAGGAGUCGGCCGACAGCGGCGAGGAGGAGGAAGGCGGCGACGAGUCUGACCUGAGUUCUGAAUCCAGCAUCAAGAAGAAAUUUCUCAAAAGGAGAGGGAAGACCGACAGUCCCUGGAUCAAGCCAGCCAGGAAGAGGAGGCGGAGAAGUAGAAAGAAGCCCAGCAGUGCACUCGGUUCUGAGCCGUAUAAGUCAUCUUCAGGAAGCACUGAACAGACAGCACCGGGAGACAGCACGGGGUACAUGGAAGUUUCUCUGGACUCCCUGGAUCUCCGCGUCAAAGGAAUUCUGUCCUCACAAGCAGAAGGGUUGGCUAACGGUCCGGACGUGCUGGAGACAGAUGGCCUCCAGGAAGUGCCUCUCUGCAGCUGCCGGAUGGAAACGCCGAAGAGCCGAGAGAUCACCACUCUGGCCAACAACCAGUGCAUGGCUACCGAGAGCGUGGACCAUGAAUUGGGCCGGUGCACAAACAGCGUGGUCAAGUAUGAGCUGAUGCGUCCAUCCAACAAGGCCCCACUCCUUGUGCUGUGUGAAGACCACCGGGGCCGCAUGGUGAAGCACCAGUGCUGUCCCGGCUGUGGCUACUUCUGCACAGCGGUAAGAGUGCAGCCUGGCGGCCCGUGUCCUCUGCAAGACUCCUGUUUGGUCACUGGUGCUGGUUCCUGUCCUGUGCACCUGCUGUCGGGUGGUCCAGUGGCAUGGCCCAGGUCUGGUGUCCAUCUGGAGGUCUCCAGUGUGUCACAAACCCCUCACCCCUGCUCUCAAGCCCCAGAGCCAUUGGUGGGGACAGAGCGGCUGGUAGGGCCGACCAUGCAGCACGCAGCGGGGGCUCAGGGCCUUGGCAAAGGCUUCAUGCGCAUCCCCUUCUGCCAGUGCCUCAGCUGGGGUUCUCUCUCCUCCCCUCUGGGACUGGGAGAGCGACGGUGCCUCCUGGGCUCCAAGUGGGAGUUGCUGCGGGUCCAGUGCCUGGGAGGCGGACGGACUGCCAUGGGUAGCGCAGGCAGCGCCGGGCCGCGGGUGAGGCCCUUCCCGCCGAUGGCGGGGUGUGCGCCAGCCUCGCAGAGGGUGAGAGGCCGACGGCUUCGGCCGUGGAGUCCCAGGCUGUACGGGGUUGGUCAGUGCCAGCCGCCCCGCUUGCAGUGGGGGUUUAUGGAGAGCGUGGGAGGCGGGUCCGUGGGGUCCAGGAUGGAGCUGGAUGUGGGGCGGGACCCGUUUCUUGGCGCUGAGGUUUCUCGGACUUUGUCUCAGUGCCCUGUGUCUUCAUGGGUGGGGUCACUUCCUUCUGGUUACCUGGGUCCUGGGUGCGAGGCGUGUCUGGGAGGGCUCCACGCUCGAGGAACGCGUGGCAGGCUCCCGUUUGUGAGGGGCUGCCGAGAGCUGCCCAAGCCCUCCUUCUUGGGGAACGACCCCCAUCGUCCCCCAGGCUCCACCGGAGGCUGUCAGCCCCUCCUGCCCUUGCAGACCUGGGCGGGCGCCAAUAUCGACACCUGCUCAGAAGACCAGAGGACCCCAUUGAUGGAAGCAGCCGAAAACAACCAUCUGGAGGCAGUGAAGUACCUCAUCAAGGCCGGGGCCCUGGUGGAUCCCAAGGACGCAGAGGGCUCCACGUGUUUGCACCUGGCUGCCAAGAAAGGCCACUACGAAGUAGUCCAGUACUUGCUUUCAAAUGGACAGAUGGACGUCAACUGCCAGGAUGAUGGAGGCUGGACACCUAUGAUUUGGGCCACAGAGUACAAGCAUGUGGACCUCGUGAAGCUGCUGCUGUCCAAGGGCUCCGACAUCAACAUCCGGGACAACGAGGAGAACAUUUGCCUGCACUGGGCGGCAUUCUCUGGCUGUGUGGACAUAGCUGAGAUCCUGCUGGCUGCCAAGUGUGACCUCCACGCCGUGAACAUCCACGGAGACUCACCACUGCACAUUGCUGCCCGGGAGAACCGCUACGACUGUGUCGUCCUCUUUCUUUCUCGGGAUUCAGAUGUCACCUUAAAAAACAAGGAAGGGGAGACGCCCCUGCAGUGCGCGAGCCUCAACUCCCAGGUGUGGAGCGCUCUGCAGAUGAGCAAGGCUCUGCAGGACUCGGCCCCCGACAGGCCCGCCCCCGUGGAGAGGACCGUGAGCAGGGACAUUGCUCGAGGUUACGAGCGCAUCCCCAUCCCCUGCGUCAACGCCGUGGAUGGCGAGCCAUGCCCCAGCAACUAUAAGUACGUCUCUCAGAACUGUGUGACAUCCCCCAUGAACAUCGACAGAAACAUCACCCAUCUGCAGUACUGCGUGUGCAUCGACGACUGCUCUUCCAGCAACUGCAUGUGCGGCCAGCUCAGCAUGCGCUGCUGGUAUGACAAGGACGGCCGGCUCCUGCCAGAGUUCAACAUGGCGGAGCCUCCCUUGAUCUUCGAAUGCAACCACGCGUGCUCCUGCUGGAGGAACUGCCGGAACCGCGUGGUGCAGAAUGGUCUCAGGGCAAGGCUGCAGCUUUACCGGACGCGGGACAUGGGCUGGGGUGUGCGGUCCCUGCAGGACAUCCCACUAGGCACCUUUGUCUGCGAGUACGUCGGGGAGCUGAUUUCCGACUCAGAAGCCGAUGUUCGGGAGGAAGAUUCUUACCUCUUUGACCUCGACAAUAAGGACGGGGAGGUUUACUGCAUCGACGCGCGGUUCUACGGGAACGUCAGCCGGUUCAUCAACCACCACUGCGAGCCCAACCUGGUGCCCGUGCGCGUGUUCAUGGCCCACCAGGACCUGCGCUUCCCCCGGAUCGCCUUCUUCAGCACCCGCCUGAUCGAGGCCGGGGAGCAGCUGGGGUUUGACUACGGAGAGCGCUUCUGGGACAUCAAGGGCAAGCUCUUCAGCUGCCGCUGCGGCUCCCCCAAGUGCCGGCACUCGAGCGCGGCUCUGGCCCAGCGUCAGGCCAGCGCGGCCCAGGAGGCGCAGGAGGACGGCCUGCCCGACACGAGCUCCGCGGCUGCCGCAGACCCGCUAUGAGGCGCCGCCGGCCAGGGGGGCCGUUUAGAGGAGGAGGAGGAGAGAUUCUCAAAGGUCCUGCUUCGAGGCUGUGCCGCCGGCUUCCUGGAGGGGUCGGAGGUGGGGCUGCAGCCCCUGCGGGCGGGUGUGGACGCCUCCCAGCCACCUGCCCCGACCUGCGGCCUCGCUGCGGGCCCCUCGCCCGGGCUGGAGUGCACACUUCGGCCCACGCCCCAAAGACGCUGGGAAUCCACGCUGGCAUCUCCUUGUGAGUUUCUGAUGCUGAUUUGUCGUUGCGAAGUUUCUCGUUUCUUCCUCUGGCCUCCGAGGUCCUCGCUGUUCGCCUGUCCGGCCCAGACUCUUCUGAGUGGCGCUGCUCCGUUCUCCCCGCCCGCGGCCCGCGUGGCUGGUGCCGGGUCCCUGGGGCCGCACCGAGGACAGUCUCCCGCCAGUCUCGGAGAGGUCAGGAGACCGACCCCACCACUAACUUUGGAGAAAACGUGGGUUUGCUUUUAAAGGAAUCCUAUAUCUAGUCCUGUAUAUCAGACCUCUCACUGGCGUUUCUUUUUAAGGAAGUGGUUUGCUGGGUGCGGCGGACCCGCACCGGCCCCGCCGGCUCCGUGGGCGCUGGCAUCUUCUGUUGAUUUUUUAAGCCACAUGCUAUGAUGAAUAAACUGAUUUAUUUUCUACCAUUACUGAACAUUAGGGCAAACAAAAAAUAAAAAAACACAGACAACGGUGCUGAUUCUGGUGUGGUUUCUACUCACCACGUGAAAUAAACUAUCAACUGUAUAAAGAGAACAAAAUGAUUUUAGAAUAAAAUGCAGGAAAAACUUUUUUAAAAAUGUUAGUCUUGUAGUGUUAAUAAACUUGCCAUCACCUUUUGUGUGGUGGCCUGGCAGGUCAUAUACUUUUUUUUGGCAUAUACCUUUUUAAAUACUGUAAUUAGUGCAGUAACAGUGGGGUUUUUUUGUGCAACUCUUCUAAGACAUUCAUAAUGCAGUCAUGUUUAUUUUUUUCUGUUAAAAUGUUUUUGACAGUUUUAAGAGCAGUCUUUUGGCUCUGACCAUUUCUUGUUCUGUUUUCAAUGAAAUCAAUAAAAAAAAAAAGAGAAGUACUUUAAA